GAGAGGGAGAGAGAAACUGCACGCUCAGAGAGAAUGAGAGAAAGGAAUAGUGCGAGAAAGAAGUAAAUAGAUUGAAAGAGAUGGGAUUGAUGAAGAUGGAGAUAGAACACAGUCACCCAGCACUGCUGUACACCUGGACACAAGAACUGCACUGAGGUCUAGGAUUAGGGUUAAAAGUGGUCACCACAGAGUAGGUGGACAGAAGAAAUUUCUCCCCAUACGUGAACGUCAUCAGCACGGCUGCCAGGACAACAGUCUAGCCAAUCAGACGUGCUGAGGGGAAAAGUCAGCCAAUUGGAGAGAUAGAGAUGUUGUGGCAGGGCAAGAAUGCAGCCAUGACUCUUACGUCAUUACUGCUGCUACUGUGGCGGGAAGCAGCACCCAUUGAAGUCCCACAAGACCCAAAGAUCCAGCAAGACCUGAAGCAGCCCCCCACUAUAACGAAACAGUCAGCAAAGAACUACAUUGUCGACCCCAGAGAUAACAUCAUCAUCGAGUGCGAGGCCAAGGGCAACCCAGUGCCAAUGUUUUCAUGGCGAAGGAACGGGAAGUUUUUCAAUAUUGGGAAAGAUCCAAGGGUGAUGAUGCGAAAACGCUCAGGAACCCUGGAGAUCAGCUUCCGCAGCGGAGGUCGACCAGAGGAUUACGAAGGAGAAUACCAGUGUUUUGCCAGCAAUGACUUUGGAGUGGCUCUUUCCAACAAAAUUCUGCUCCGGGUCUCCAAGGCUCCUCUGUGGCCUAAGGAGGUGCUGGAGCCAGUAUCUGUAACUGAAGGCUCCCCACUGGUUCUACCCUGCAACCCCCCACCAGGCCUGCCUCCUCCGUUCACCUUCUGGAUGGACAGCAGUAUGAAUCCAAUCCCUCAGGAUAAAAGAGUGUCCAUGGGUCUCAAUGGAGAUCUGUACUUCUCCAACGUUUUGGCCCAAGAUGCACACACAGACUACAGCUGCAAAGCUCGCUUUCUGUUCACACACACCAUACAAGAGAAGAACCCCUACAAACUCAAAGUUCAGACAAAGGAGCCAUACAAUGACACAUCUUACAAUACCUCUGCCCCCUAUGGUGACCGUAAAGUAGCAGAGUCCACACCGACCUUCCUUUCACCAUCAGGGAGUGAGAGCUCCAAAAUGGUGCUGCGAGAUGAGGAGCUGCUGCUGGAGUGUAUUGCUGCUGGACUUCCAACACCUACCAUCAAGUGGUUUAAGAAAGGUGGUGAGCUGCCAAGGCAGAAGGUGAAGUUUGAGAACUUCAACAAGACCCUGAAGAUUAUUAGUGUGUCAGAGGAGGAUGCUGGGGAGUAUGUGUGCAUGGCAAACAACCACAUAGGCACCAUACGCCACUCCAUCUUUGUUCAGGUUAAAGCGGCCCCUUACUGGUUAGACAAGGCUUCAGACCUGGUGCUAGCCCCAGAUGAGAAUGGCCGCCUGGUGUGCCGGGCCAACGGCAACCCUAAACCUCACAUCCAGUGGCUUGUCAAUGGACAGCCUAUUGAGAGCUCUCCCGCCAAUCCAAACAGACAGGUGCUCGAAGACACCAUCAUCUUCCGCUCGGUGCAGAUUGGAAGCAGUGCUGUCUACCAGUGUAACGCCUCCAACGAGCACGGCUAUCUGUUGGCCAAUGCCUUUGUCAACGUUCUCGACAUGCCUCCGAGGAUGCUGGGCCCCAAAAAUAAGCUAAUAAAAGUCAUUGAGAACAACCGCACCUUCCUAGACUGCCCGUUCUUUGGUUCUCCUUUACCGGAGCUGCGCUGGUUUAAGAACGGACAGGGCAGUGGGCUGGAUGGAGGCCAAUACCGCGUUUACAUCAAUGGUACCCUGGAGAUAAAGCGAGCCCGAGCAGAGGAUGAGGGAACCUACACCUGUGUGGCCAGCAGCAUCAUGGGCACAGCUGAAAAUCAAGUUCGCUUAGAGGUCAAAGAGCCGACUCGCAUAGUUCGGGCCCCCGAACACCAGUCAGCUGUCAGGGGCUCUACAGCUCACUUCAAUUGUAAGGUGAAGUCAGAUCCCAGUCUUCCUGUCAGUGUGUCCUGGAUGAAGGAUGACAAGCCUCUCUAUAUGGGAUGGAGGUUGAAGAAGGAUGAUGAGUCUCUGACAAUCCCGAAUGUCAACGAGGGUGAUGAGGGAACUUAUACCUGCACUGUUAAAUCUGAGAUAGACCAGGACUCGGCCUCUGCUCGCCUCAUUGUGUUAGAGGAGGUCAACCCCUCAGUCUCUAGUGCCUUGCCUCCAGACCGUCCAGACCCCCCGAUGGAUCUGGACCUGUCAGACCCAGCAGCACGCAGUGUUCGCCUCACUUGGAUCCCUGGAAGCGACCACAGGAGCCCAAUCACAGAAUUCUUGGUCCAGUUUGAAGAGGACCGCUGGGAGCCGGGUAGGUGGCAGAACCUGUCUUCUUACCCCGGAGACCUCAACUCUGUCAUCCUGCAGCUUGCCCCCUUUGUCAACUACCAGUUCAGGGUCAUCGCCAUCAACUCAGUAGGUCAGAGUGACCCCAGCAGCUCCUCACCCCGAUACAAGACAAGCGGAGCUGCCCCAGAUGCCAUCCCCAGAGGUCUACGAGGUUGGGGCUCCAGAAAGGACAAUAUGGAAAUCACCUGGGAGCCCCUCCUUGAUCUGGAGAGAAAUGGUCCAAACCUGCAUUACAUCGUGUCAUGGAGACGAAAGGAUUCCGGAGAGGAGUGGAAUAACGUCACCACAGUCGGGGCUAAGCAUGUGGUCCACAACACAGAAACCUAUGUGCCUUAUGAGAUUAAAAUCCAGGCCAGGAAUGAGUUUGGAGCAGGACCAGAGUCUAAUGUGGUAAUUGGAUACUCUGGAGAGGACAAGCCCACUGAUGCUCCCACUGAACUGCGGGUAUCAAAGGUUGACAGCACCAAAGCUAACAUCCACUGGACACCUGUGGACCUGAACUCUGUCCAGGGAGAGUUCAGGGAGUACAGAUUAUACUACUGGCGUGAGUCUAGUCAGGUUCCAGGUCUGGUGGUCAGUAAGGAGAAGAAGACCAAAGGUUUCUACAGCACCACAGUCAAAGCAUUUGGCAUCCUUAGUGACCUGGUGCCCUACUCUAAAUACAAGAUGUUCAUGGUUGUGGCCAACAAUCGCUUCGAGAGUCCACCCAGCAACACAGUUGCAUUUACCACCACGGAGGGAGUUCCAGAUGCUCCAAGAUUCUUCAGGAUUAAUCGCAGAAGUUUGGACACAAUCCACUUGGAAUGGGACAAACCUUUAGAGCCCAAUGGCAUUCUGAUUGGAUACCAGCUCAUAUACCAAACAGUCAAUGGUUCCAAGGUGAGUCGUCCAGAGAUGGAGACUUUCCUUCCUAAUGUGACAAAGUUUAUCCUUCGCCUGCCGGACCCAUCCUCCCGCUACAAGUUCUUUCUGUCAGCACUCACACAGGUGGGAAUGGGGGAGGUCUAUGCUGAGGAGUCUCCACACUUCACUAAUGAGGAAAACAUUGCUGACACUACUGAUCUAGUCAAGCAUACCGACUCUUCUGUGGCUUCUGCUUUCACUCCUACUCCUCCUCCUCUUGUUCAUCCUCCUCCUACUACCAUCGCUCCUACAACCAUUAGUACCUCAACUACUACCAUUCCUACAACUACGACUUCGACUACUACUACCACUACCACUACUACUACUGAGGCAACCACUACCACCACCCUUCCUGUGCUGUUCACCACCAAGCGCAUCGAUCAGAAUGUGUUGGUGGCCUCUGGGCGAGAGAUCUGGAAUCUGACGGUGGAACCUAACAGUAACUACGCUAAAGUCAGCUGGACACACAACUUCCCGGCCAGCAACAGCGAUUUUGUGCUAGAGUUCACACUGGACAGUAACAAGACGAAGAAAAUUGUAAAGAUGAGUGAACAGCCCCCCAUUACUGUGGUGGAUCUGAUCCCAGGCGUCGUAUAUCACCUGAGGGUUUACUCCCAUGAAUUCAACAGCGUCAGCAGCAAACCUGUCACCUUUAAGACCAAAGCAGCCUACAUAGACCAGGUAGACAUAGCCACGCAGGGCUGGUUCAUUGGCUUGAUGUGUGCCAUCGCCCUCAUCAUACUUAUCCUCCUCAUCGUCUGUUUCAUCAAGAGGAGUCGUGGGGGCAAAUACCCAGGUGGUGGGUACAUGGCUGGUUUCACAAAAUGUCUAGUGCGUGAUAAAAAAGAGCUCCCUUUGGACCCAGUGGAUCAGAAAGACCAGGAUGGAUCCUUUGAUUACCAAAAUGGGUCAUCUGUCCCUGACAGGAACGAAAACGAGAACAGCAGUGAUGAGGACAACAAACCUCUGCAGGGCAGCCAGACUUCACUGGAUGGCAACGUGAAGGAAAGUGAUGACAGUCUGGUCGACUACGGUGAGGGAGGAGAUGGGCAGUUUAAUGAGGACGGUUCUUUCAUCGGCCAGUACACAGUGAAGAAGGACAAGGAUGAGACAGAGGGCAAUGAAAGCUCCGAGGCCACCUCGCCUGUCAAUGCCAUCUACUCACUGGCAUAGCGCCUCAACAGUGCAUGGGGGGAACUUAGUGGCACCCUCUAAUUUGAGAGUGCUAUGAUAGUACCAGACACAAAUACACACACACAAUUUUAUGAGUAUAUGAAACACAUUAUACACAGUGAAACAGCAGUGGGACCUGUCUGGAGACUGUCUAGGCUCUCCUCUGCAGAUAAAGUGGAGGAAGGUGACAGUGGAAUUAGACCUCAAGCCUUUAAUUUAUGUUUCCGAUUCUAAGAAUAUGGCCCUUUAGAGGACACAUUUGGAGAAAGUGGACAGUGCACAUUUUCCUUUGCUCUCUGCCUGCCCUUUACCCACACAGACUUGAAGUGUGCCUUCAGGGCGGCCUUCAGCAUUUGGAGGCCUUAAAUGUUCUUUAGAGGUUUUUUGGUUUAUUUUUGACCCCGCUAUACUUCUGAUCACCCACCCUCAACCCUCACCUGGCAUACCUCUGUGUAGCAACCCAGUAAAGUAGUCACAGAGGUUAAAUUCACAUAUACACUGGCCCCAUCCUGUAACAUAUCAGCUUCUAACCAUCAGGAUGCCGGCAGAUAUGUUUAUCAUAUUGAUAUUUAAGCAAUGAAAGAUUUUAGUUUUUUCCACAGCUGAAAGAGUCAUUGCAUCUUAAUGAAUGCUGUACACAGUCCUGGCACACAUUUUAGUGCCCUGCAAAUCUAUGCACACUCUGUCAUCGCCUCUGUAUGAUUUUGGGUUUCAUCUGGUUAGUAAAAGUACACAUUCUGGGUUUCUUUUUUAGUACUUGAAGAAUCAGCCCUGUGGUUUUAUUCAGUUUUCCUUGAACUUUGUUGUAGGCAUGUAUUUUUUUUUCCCCCUCUUUGCCAGCGUUGCAGUGCAGAUGUUUAAAAUGGCCUUGAUGAGAAAAAAAAUUAAUGUAUUGAGCUCUGUUAUAGUAUGAUAUUAAUGAACCCAAUCUUAUAAAAGAUUUAACAAAAAUAUUAUUUUGGAGCAUGGUAGUAAACUUCUCUUAGUGCAAGAGAAAUUUGAUAGCAAAAGAAGAGAAAAGCUAGUUUUGCUUGAGAAACACAAGUGCACUACAACCCAGUAAAUUCCCUAGUUAGCAUGUGGGCUAGUGCUACAUUCAUGUCUAAUGGGAACACCACAAAGCAAAGUUAUGACAUCAUCACAACAUGAAUGGUCAGUUACAAUCACGUUUUGAGAUCAACAGUAUCCUAAUAUUGCAGGAACAACUUUAACAUGGCAACAGCAGAUAAACACUUCUCUGCAGCUGUGUGGCUUCUGUAAUUCUGUUAACUUUGUGUUAUGUACAAGCAGGUAGAUUGAAAGUAUGUUUUAUAAUCAAGGUAAACACACAGGGGUCACAUAGUGGACAUAUUACCAUUGAAAGAGAAUAUUCUUCUACUAUUUGUGUGCAUGUAUUUAAUCAAAGAGGACUCCAGAAUUUGGAAAUCUGGGGACUAAAACCUAAAUGUCCUGUUUAGUGUUGUGCUCUAGUAAGCUAGGAUGUGUAACAAUGUCAGGUUGAAAGUUAACAUCGACAUUUUCUCCCAUGGGACAUGAACGUAGCACAAAAAGUCAUGAUCCAUAAGCUGUAUUCUGAAUAAACUUUGUUUUUUCACAUACAGUAUACUUGACAGUUAGAUUGUGAUUUCAGUCUUCAAUCAGCCAAUGUGCAGACAUUAGCUAGUACCAUAUUGUGCACACCUAGCUCUAGUUCUGUUAUUGGAAUAUCCUCAGAUGUCCUGCUCAAUCUGAAACAGCUCACAUGGACACAUCAUCCACCCACCCAUCCAUCCAUUCGUCCAUAAUCUCCUGCUUAUCCAAUUCAGAUUCACAGGUUUGUUCAAUUUAAGUUAUGUCCUAAUCAGUGUGAUCGUGUUCUCCAUGGACUUUACUGGAAAUUGCACUGCCUCUAAAACUCUCUGAGUUUAGUUUGAACCCACCUUCCUAGAAGAAUCCUGGCCUUUUUUAUUCUUUAUUUUCUUUAUAAACUCAAUCAAUUUGUAAUCAUUACAAAAAUAAAUUUGCAAUGAUUACAAAACAUUCUUAGAAUACCUGAAUUAAAUUUAUACACAGAAUUCACAUCCAUCCAUCCAUCCAUCCAUCCAUCCAUCCAUCCAUCUUCUUCCACUUAUCCUUUGCAGGGUCGCAGGGGAGGUGAAACCAAACUUAUCAGCUUCAUUUUCUAUUUUUGCCAUGGAAGAAAGAAAAAAAUUAUUUUGAAGGAUGUUCACUGAGUAUUUCACUUGCUCUGCAAGCAGAUCUGUCAUGUUAUCUUCUGUUACAAGACUGACUGGCUUUUUUUUGGUUUGUUUUUCUAUAAAUGUUCACUCGAUACUCAUAUUUCUAUUUAUUACAUCAUAUUAAUAUAUUAGUCCUUAAUUUAAUUAACUUAAUUGUUAUGUACACACUUUGUUAUGUACACACCAACCUAAUUAUGUGUCCAGAAAUAGCUAAACUACAGAUGCCUCUAGAAUCAAUAAUUGUUCAUCCUGAGAGGCACAACAGUAUGUUCAAGAUAUUUUGUAGCAGCUACCUUUUCCACUGUAAACCAUACACAAAAAAUAUACCUGUUAUCAACAAAAAAAAGGUCACAUUUCUCUGUCUAUUGUGCUUCUUGUAAUCAUGUUGUAUUACUAUUACUGUGUUGUUAUUCAGAUUUAAGUAGCAUAACCUUUCUGCCAUUCAGAGAAAGAAUCAAUGCAUAUUCAUUAUUUGGUAUUUAUUUUGUACUGAAAGAAAAUCCUACGUUUGUAAAUACUUAAAACUUGACCCCCACCCCACCCCAACUCCCUCGUUCCCUCUACAAAAUGUGUUUUAUCAGAAAAGGAAAAAAAAAAACAAAGAAUCACAAAUCUGUAUCCACCAAGGAACUGUAAUGGUGCAUCUCCAGUCUGGCAAUCUAUCACCUUUGUUUAUGUAGCUUUGACUAAUAUUUGCACUCUGAAGAAGAGCCAUCCUUCGCCCAAUAUUACCCUUUUCUUUGACACUGUAAUAUAUGGUACUGGCUGUGGCAAGUCUGUCAGGUUUGCUGAUGGCUUGGUUUCUGUGUUGUGAAAGAGAAAUAUGUCAGAUUCUAUUAUGUAAAUAAGAAAUAAGAGCUCCUGCAGUAUACUGCCUGUAGCAUUUGAUGCAUACAAACUGCUAAAGGGCCUAAGAACAUGCAUUUGCUAAGGUACUGGUCCCCUCCUUUGCACUGAUAGACACUGCAUACACAUGCCUGUGGUUACACAGCUGUGUCCCAUUACAUGGGUCAACAAGUGAAGGUUAAAUCUGCUUCUCCUUUUCCUGCACUGCCCCCCCACCCCACCCCACCCCACCCCCCAUUGUGACCCUCCUGCAUUCAGGUGCUCUUUGUCAACUUGUAAAAUUCAUGUAUCCACCAAAAUCACCACCAGGACGUCCUAAAGUAGGGGAAACCAUCACUUUCUGAAAUAAACUGGUGCCUUUGGAGCUAUAGCCCAAAUACUGAGUAGAAAAAAUUCUGGCUAUUAUAAUUAUGUAUAUAAGUAAUAUACAAUAUUAUUUACUGCUUCCUGUCCCUGUAGGAAAAUUCCUUUUCUGAAUUUAAUCCAGUAACUUAAGUAUCAAAUAGUAGGUAAAACCUGAUGUCGGAUAUUAGACCACCACAACCAUCCAAAACUGUCACUUCUGAUACACACUUGUGUUAAAAAAGAACAACAAAAAAAGUUUUCCAAACAUUCCUGAUGCCAUCAAGGGAGGAUAUCCUGUUGAAGUCACUUGUAAUUCCAUCUGAUCUAUAAACAUACACUGCAAAAUGAUAGUGUUUUACUAGAUUACUAGCUUCCCUGUGAGAAACGCCAAAGGGACAUUAGUAUUUUUCAGUUUUUUCCAUCAUGAUAGAUGGUCAACACUAGGCAUUUAGUAAAAGAACAACACUGCUACAUUUGGCAAAACUGAGAUUUAAAUUGUAGAUUCUUACGUGUAGAAGCAGGUGUCAGUAACAUUUGGCUCCAUUCGUUGACAGCUAUCACUCUAGUACUGCCUAGGUGGACUUUGUGCAGUGUUAGUAUAAUGGCAUUACCAGGACGUAAACAAACUUCCCAUACUGUAGGUGGGCUACUGUACAAUGUUACCUUCAAAAUGUUCUAAAUUCAGGACUGCUGGACUUUAACCAUUCUGAAGUGAAAAAUAUAAAACAAAACAAAAAACUUCAGCUCUUCAGUUCUUCAUAGCUGGGUGAACUACCAUAUUUUCUCAAAUAUUGACUGGGGCUGUUAUUUACCGCGUCUGCAAAAGGUUUCAGGCUUGUAUAAGACGGAGGUCUUGCUUUCUGAUUCCUUCUGAUUCCCACUGUUGGUGGUUAUAGUUUAGCGUAAUGGCAUGUUCCUCUCUGGUCAGUUAAAAGUACUGCAUUAGGCUGCACGAACAAGCUCAACACAUCAUGUAACUAAAUAAAUGUCAGUUGAGUAAAACAUCGUUAUUUAUGGAAUGGGAAACCCUUCAAUUUUGUCAGUGCUUUCAUUGUGAAAUAUUAGUGGGCCUACUGUAUGCAAAAAGAGCUGGAUGACAUUAAAGAGCCUCAAAGUGAAGUAGAUCAGAAUCCAGCUUUGUUUACAAACCGCAUACAGUACCAGUCAAACAUUUAGACACACUGUGUCUAAAUGUUUGACUGGUACUGUACAUCUGUUGAAAAUAUUUUCUUAAAACAAAAUGUAGUUAGUCAGUAGCAGUAUUUCACAGGCCAACCAGAGGGUUAUGCACCCUAUUUUUAUUUUACCUUUAGUUGUGUCUCUGUCCAUUACUGCACACAAUCAUAUUUGUGGAAAUAUGGUAUGUAAUUGUUUUGUGUUUUCAUGACAGUAAGUCUUCUGCAUGUUUAUUCUAUCUUUCCAGUGAUUUAGCUUCAGCAUUUAUCCUAGGCUGUCUCUAUCCCCCUUUGUCCUACAUCUAAGAUGUUCCAAUAUUGUAGUCAUCCUUGUUAUGAUGCAGCAGUAUACCACUUGAAGUUGACAGUACCUGAAGCUUGCAUUACCAUCUCCUUAGCAGGAUCCAUAUUAACAUCUGGAAGCUCAUACCCAGUGUGCCAGGUUAAAAACAACUGUAAAGAUUUUCAUAAAAAAUAUGAUUAUUUGCAUCCGACAAUAGGUCCACUCGCUCUGAAAAAGUGAUAAGUUGACCUACAUCUCCUUAAUGUUAAUUACUACACAGUCAGUUACUAAAAUCAGUAGAGAAGGCUGCUUUAUUUACUCAAUUUGAUUUAAGAUAGAUCUUGUAGAUCCAUUGUGGAAUUUCAGUGUAUAUUCUUGUCAUUGAUAAUCUGAUAUUUUUAACUCCUUUCAAGACAAACCUCUUCUAAAACACAGAACCUCCCAGCCAUUUAUUAUCUCUUCCAAGCACUCCCUUCUGUUUUUCUACAGAAUGUUAAUUACAGUAUCCUCUGAGUUUUUAAUCAGCAGGGUGAUUCAUCUGAUACCUACCUUUGCAGUGCAUUAACUGUACCUCUGGUGUGAUAACUGUGAUAAGAGGUGUUGAUAAGCAGGAGAUUGCUACUGAAACAGAAGCAAACAGGAGGACAAAGCACUGACAGAUCAAAUAUUUGGUUGAAAAUCAGAUCAGAAUUUUAUCACUGGAAUUGGAAGUACAGUAUUUUCUUCAAGUUCUGUUCUAAAGCUCUUUACACCCUGCUGCUCAAAAAGCCACUCUCCACACCUCUCCCACCCUACUGACCAUCCACCUACCUCCACUGGUGGAUCACAGUUGGGAAACUGGCAAUAUAACAAAGGAAAUAGAUACAAAUAUUUGCUGAAACACAGUGCUUUUGUUCCUUUUGUCUGACCCAAGCUGCUGCUGCUGCUUCUUUUCUUCUUUUUUUACUGUUUUUAUGAGGGACGAAAAAAGUCAAUUUGCAGUUUUACAGACUUCUGUUUACCUUCAUUUUAAAAUGCUGCAAAGUGUCAAAAUUUACUGGUGCACAUUUGCAACUGCAUUUUUUCACGAUCGAUCAUACUGUGUCAUACUGGCAUCUUCUUGUUUUACCAUGUGUAUCAGAGCAGCUUGUCAAAAGUCUUGCUUCAACAUGCAGCGUAACAGCUUUUGUAAGGUACAUUUACUCAACAGGAAAUGGCUUAAAUAUAUUCACCAUGUAUGCGUGUAUGAUGAGAUGUUGCAACUUCUGCUAGUGGCGCCUUCUUUAUAGUAAAGCUAUCUCUUUUUCUCUA
Molecule: messenger RNA, 10642 nt
Organism: Archocentrus centrarchus (flier cichlid)
Lineage: Eukaryota; Metazoa; Chordata; Actinopteri; Cichliformes; Cichlidae
Gene: nfasca
Product: neurofascin homolog (chicken) a
Exons: 36
Coding region: 309-4484 (1391 amino acids)
Biological process (GO): cell-cell adhesion; axon guidance; brain development
Cellular component (GO): plasma membrane; axon
Molecular function (GO): cell-cell adhesion mediator activity
Source: RefSeq, a predicted model, not a curated record